Molecule: messenger RNA, 3944 nt
Organism: Coregonus clupeaformis (lake whitefish)
Lineage: Eukaryota; Metazoa; Chordata; Actinopteri; Salmoniformes; Salmonidae
Product: signal peptide peptidase-like 3
Exons: 11
Coding region: 480-1649 (389 amino acids)
Biological process (GO): membrane protein proteolysis
Cellular component (GO): cytoplasmic side of endoplasmic reticulum membrane; Golgi-associated vesicle membrane; lumenal side of endoplasmic reticulum membrane
Molecular function (GO): aspartic endopeptidase activity, intramembrane cleaving
Source: RefSeq, a predicted model, not a curated record
GCAAGGGCGAUAUUGCGCGUGCCCGUGACUCUCUCGUCAUAGAAAACAAAGCUAUCUGCGCGGCUUCCAUUACAGCCGAGGGUGCAGACUUCGGGAAUAUCUGAAUAUAAACGCUACCAAACACCCCUAAAUAUGGAUUUACAGCUAGUAUAGGAUCGGUUGAGACUCGGGCCUGCUUGGGGCAGUGAGACGGCAGGACACUAGCGAAACUGACGAAAUAUAGAGUUUUUCUCGGCGUGCUUUGUCUUGGCCACCUAGCAAACCAUCAUUGUAAUUCGAUUGGAAGCUAUUCGGCUAGUGUUUGCUAGCAGGUCUGGGGGCUGGUGUACAUCGCCAUGUUGUUAUCAAAUAGUGACUGUUAAAAAGACCAAUCUUGAAGUAAAGGCGGAAAUUGUGUCCACCAGGUCCUACCGUUUUGCCACAGGGACCCGAAUCGCUACAGUCGCGGAACCCACCACUGUACUGUUGUCGUCCGCGACAUGGCGGAGCAAGGCUACUCUUCUUGGGCGUACUCCCUGGUUGACUCCAGCCAGGUGUCCACCUUCCUCAUCUCAAUCCUCCUCAUCGUCUAUGGCAGCUUCAGAUCAUUAAACAUGGACUGUGAGAACCAGGAGAAAGACAAGGAUGGUAACCCUGUCCCGAAUGGGGCCUUCAACAAUGGCAACACAAACAACAGUGAGUCUCACAUAUUUGGUAUUCAGACUAUAGACUCCACGCAGGCUCUGUUCCUGCCCAUAGGAGCCUCCGUGUCGCUGCUCGUCAUGUUCUUCUUCUUCGACUCUGUCCAGGUGGUCUUCACCAUUUGUACCGCAGUUCUUGCGACAAUAGCAUUUGCAUUCCUCCUUUUGCCGAUGUGCCAGUACUUGACCAGACCCUGCUCCCCACAAAACAAUAGGAUCUCGUUUGGCUGCUGUGGGCGCUUCACUCUGGCCGAGCUCCUCUCCUUCUCCCUCUCUGUCAUGCUGGUGCUGAUCUGGGUGCUCACUGGACACUGGCUGCUCAUGGACGCUCUGGCCAUGGGGCUGUGUGUGGCCAUGAUAGCGUUUGUGCGGCUGCCCAGUCUGAAGGUGUCUUGCCUGCUGCUAUCAGGGCUGCUUAUCUAUGACGUAUUCUGGGUGUUCUUCUCAGCCUACAUCUUCAACAGCAACGUGAUGGUGAAGGUGGCCACCCAGCCGGCUGACAACCCCUUAGACGUGCUGUCCAGGAAGCUCCACCUGGGCCCUGGGAUGGGCCGCGACGUCCCCCGCUUGUCCCUGCCCGGCAAACUGGUCUUCCCCAGUUCCACAGGCAGUCACUUCUCCAUGCUGGGGAUCGGGGACAUCGUGAUGCCGGGGCUGCUGCUGUGCUUUGUGCUGCGCUAUGACAACUACAAGAAGCAGGCCAGCGGGGAGGCUGGGGGACCAGGCACGCCCGGACGCAUGGGGCGCGUCUCCUACUUCCACUGCACUCUCAUCGGAUACUUUGUGGGCCUGCUGACUGCAACUGUGGCCUCCAGGAUCCACCGCGCGGCUCAGCCUGCCCUGCUCUACCUGGUGCCCUUCACCUUGCUGCCUCUGCUCACCAUGGCCUACCUGAAGGGAGACCUGCGGCGCAUGUGGUCAGAGCCUUUCCACACCAAGGCCAGCAGCUCCCGCUUCCUGGAGGUAUGAUGCACCCUGGGAACACAGCCAGUGUGGGGAGGACCAUGAGAGAAGAGUGAGAGGAAGAGCGUGCACUGAAGAGAGGCCUUGUCCUCAUCACUCGUUCAUUCUUUCCACCCAUCCUCUGAGCAGCAGACCUCUCAUAUGGACACCAUUGUGUGGACCUCAUUGCCAGACAACUCCUCUUUGCUUCUUUUUCUUCUUACUCCGUCUCUCCAUUUCCUCUUUCUCCUACUUCCUUUUUUCACAAUUCCUGUCCAUCUUUUUCCACUCCUCUCUAUAUUCCAUACUUUUUUAUCCCCCCUCCCUUUCCAUGGCCCAUUCCAUUUUGCUAGGCCUCUCCCUCUCUCCUUUCGCUCUUGGUCUUUCUCUCUCUCUUUCUCUCACUGACUCUGUCGGACUCCAAGGCCAGGUCUCGCCCUAUAUGGAUUACUGGGUGUGGGACGUGACUGGGUCUUCAUCAUGAAUCAUAUUAUUAUUCUGGAAUGAUUUGGUAUGAACCGCGGAGAGAGUAGGCAUAGCUGCUGCUGCCACUACGCAGGACAAUUGACAUCAGUGCACAGGACCAGCAGCCUACGGGAGAGAGAAGGAAUGGUUAAUCAGUCUCUCCCUCCCUCUGUCUCUGCCAUCCAUCUCCCCCCUCUGUCCCCAGAACACUUCUCCUCUCUUUCCUCUACACCCUCAACCCCUCCCCCUCUCUAACAAUCUCCCCCCUCCCCACCUUCUCUCAUUUGCUGCCCCAUCACAGAAACAUGUAUUUUAUUUAGAAAAUAUUUUAUUCUUGGCAUAUACAGAAAUUAUGCAUUAUAAAUUGUGAAUGUGUCCCUACUAUUGAUGGGGACGCAUCUCUCUUUGUAAAUAUGUGUACACACAUAUUUGGGUGUCAUGUUGUUUGUGUGUGUGUGUGUGUGUGUGAGAGAGCAUAGAAUGCGAGAUUGUGUUAUUUCAUUAUUAUGAACAAUUUAAUAAUGUUUUAGAUCCAGCACAGGUAUAAAAGGCAUCGACAAUGAGGACUUGUGGAGUGACAAGUCUGACUUGGAUCACAGCUUUGUUCUGGAAGGUUAGUCACACUAGGGGAGGUUUCCCUGUGUACACGUUUCCUCCCACGAGUGACAGAAUGGACAUUGGGAAACCCCUAGAUACCCUCGACAUGUGCCAUGGCUGUACCUGGAGGUGUGUCUGUUUCUCUGUGUGUGUGUGAUCAUAUAGCAUUACCUCCAUAAUGUCUAAUGGACCUUGAGAGAGGAAGUCUCUAUUACGCCCCUGAGGGAUUCAGCUUAAUAAAGGAUUGUAAUCAAUGGACCCUGAGAGGUUCAAACUAACCCAUAGCUAGUUUUUACUGUCAACGGUUUAGUAUCACCGCAGUUUUUGGAUUGUCAUUCCUCCCACAGUUUUGUGGUGCUUGUCAGUUAGAUCAUAGCUUGAACAAUACUGGAAUUAAAGUGUGUGAGAGCGAGAGAAUCCGAGGGAGAGCGAGACUUGGAUGGAACAUGCAGUUUGCUGGCUUCCUGUCUUGGGUUGUUUUCUUUACCUGUUUUUUUUAUGUUGGUUCUCUGGCCUUGCAUGUCAAGUGUACAGUGUGUGUCAUUCCUCAGACUGCAUCAACAGGACACUUGCAGCUCAGAGACUCUCUGCUGGCCCAAACCAAGGCACUGAGCUUUGCCAGCAAGGCUGCACAGAGGAAAGUUACAUGGACAAAGGCCAGGAGUCUGGAGGACUCUGAACGGUUCUGACCCAACAGGCCACCUGGCAGGUUUUUGAGACUUGUUUAGCCCUGACUUCACUCUGGCUGAUCAUUACCUGGACAUUAUCUGGCUGUGGGACAGACCACUGUCGGAUGGCCUAAACAUCAUGGACUUCAUGUAACUACAAAAAACCCAUCCCUGUCCCCUCUGCCUCUUUAUGGACUUGGCAAAGAAAAUAUCAAAAACGAUGACGAUCAUGGUGAUAAAAAAUUGAAGAACAAUUGAUGUUUUCAUUUUUUAUGGAAUAUCUUUCUUUUUAUCCCCUUUGUAUUAGUUUUUUUUCUCUUUCUUUUUUUCUUAGUGCUGUAGGUUUAGGUUUCCCAUUUGAUACUUUCCUUUCCUCUCCUCACUUGCAGCAGAGGACUGGCUCUAGCUCUUGGUGCAUUGCCAUUACAGCUGAAUGGAUUCUGUAUACAAAAAGUUGAAUAAAUUAAGAACUGUUUAGUGAAACAUGGACUUUAAUGAGCUGAAUCUAAAAUAUUUUGUCUUCUUAAACCCCUCCCUGUUCCUUUCCCCCCUUGUCAGGAUUCUACUGUAAAUAAACAUGACUCUAACUGUA